This is a messenger RNA of Kickxella alabastrina, 1518 nucleotides long. Its product is annotated as PCI-domain-containing protein. Gene Ontology annotation, biological process: ubiquitin-dependent protein catabolic process. Gene Ontology annotation, molecular function: structural molecule activity; protein binding. The transcript has 2 exons. Gene Ontology annotation, cellular component: proteasome regulatory particle, lid subcomplex. The coding region runs from base 158 to 1438 and encodes 426 amino acids. NCBI's taxonomy places the organism in Eukaryota, Fungi, Kickxellomycota, Kickxellomycetes, Kickxellales, Kickxellaceae. The record is from RefSeq and is a predicted model, not a curated record.
CUCAUUUGAAUUGCUCACACAUCAAUCUCAAUUUGGCGCCUGCCUUUUUCUUUCCUCGCAUUACUUAUUUUAUUUAGUUCUACGUUUUAUUUGUCUUUACUAUCAUUUUUACACACACACAUAUAUAUAUACACACCCAGAAAUCAGCCAUUCAUCAAUGACUUCGCAAUUGGAGCAGGCGCACGCGCUCGUAAAGGACUCGCCGCAGCAGGCAAUCGAGAUUUACAAUUCCAUUCUGCACGCCGGCCAGGAGACCAGCGUCAGCAUUGCGGACCGCGAGAGGCAGGACGCAGCGGCGCUGACUAGCCUUAUAAAUAGCUCGCAGAACUACCUCACUGUCGUAUCAAGGGCCAAGUCAUCCAAGCUGAUCCGUACACUGGUCGACCGCUUUGACGGGAUCCAGGGUGGUUUGCAGCCACAGAUUGCGACAUGCCAGGGGAUGGUUGAAUGGGCAAAGAAUGAUAACCGCGAAUACCUGCGUCAGGCGCUGGAAACGCGCCUGGUUUCACUCUAUUUGGACAGCCGCAUGUACACUGAGGCCCUGGCACUCAUUUCGCUGCUUUUGUCCGAGCUCAAGAAGCUGGACGACAAGAUGCAGCUCGUCGAGGUCAACUUACUGGAGAGCCGCGUGUACUUGGCCAUUAAGAACCUGCCAAAGUCGCGCGCCGCGCUAACGUCCGCGCGCACUGGCGCGAACAGCAUCUAUACACCGCCGCCUCUGCAAGCCCAUCUCGAUCUCCAGGCGGGAAUUUUGCACUCUGAGGAGGGCGACUUUAAGACUGCAUACUCUUAUUUCUUUGAGACCAUGGAAGGACUGGCAACGUACGUCACCCCGAAGGCCUCAUCAUCCAUCUCGGAGGCAUCGGCAUCUGUGGCUCCCUCGGCGGCAUCGUCAGAGCAGCAGCAGCUACAGGCGUUUGCGUACAUGCUUCUGUCCAAGAUCAUGAUUCAGCAUCCCGACGACAUCACGGCUCUUCUGGCGACCGGCAAGACUGCUGCCAAGUUCAGGGAGAGCCAGGUGGUGGUUGCCCUGCAGGCGGUUGCCAAUGCCCAGAAGCAGCGGUCGCUGGCUGAUUUUGAAAAGGCCUUGUCCGAGUACCGCAACGAGCUGCAUACAGACGAGCUUAUCCGCAGCCACCUGACGGCGCUUUACGAUACGUUGCUGGAGCAAAACAUGGUGCGUCUUAUUGAGCCGUAUUCGCGUGUCGAAGUCACGCACAUUGCGAAGCUCAUUGGUCUUCCCAUCAGUGUUGUCGAGAACAAGCUGAGCCAGAUGAUUCUUGACAAAGUGCUGCACGGCAUCCUGGACCAGGGCAAUGGCUGCCUGGUAGUCUUCCCCGAGCCCAAGAGCGACACUGCCUACGAAACCACGCUGGAGACCAUCAAGAGCCUCGGCAACGUUGUCGAGUCGCUGUACACAAAGGCCGCGGCGCUGUAGGUCAGGCCACAAAAAGGGACAGAUUAUUUUUAACACGCUGUUAUUGAUUUUUAAAUAUACGAAAUUUGAUUGUUUAUUAA